AUGAGUCAUCAGCAACAGCAAUUUGCACCUCCGCCAGGACCACCACCACAGCAAGGAGACACAGUUCCUCAACAACCACUACCAUCACAGCAACAGAAAACAACACAACCAAAUCCACAAGUAGAAGCCGAAAAAAUCAAACUAUGGACUUCAAUCGUGAAUUUCUGCAGAAAAGCAAUUGGUUGCGUUGAGAAAACUGAGACUCUACGAGAAAAACGAGAAGAGCUUGAACAAAAAAAACGAGAAGCAGAAGCUCAAGCAAUGAAUCACUAUGCCUCUAAUGAAAUGACUAGUACAUAA
This is a messenger RNA of Ambispora leptoticha, 300 nucleotides long. The record is from the annotation of a GenBank genome assembly. Lineage: Eukaryota; Fungi; Glomeromycota; Glomeromycetes; Archaeosporales; Ambisporaceae.